This is a messenger RNA of Tarenaya hassleriana, 773 nucleotides long. Its product is annotated as E3 ubiquitin-protein ligase RHA1B-like. The transcript has a single exon. Gene Ontology annotation, biological process: protein ubiquitination. The record is from RefSeq and is a predicted model, not a curated record. The coding region runs from base 107 to 601 and encodes 164 amino acids. Gene Ontology annotation, molecular function: ubiquitin protein ligase activity; zinc ion binding. NCBI's taxonomy places the organism in Eukaryota, Viridiplantae, Streptophyta, Magnoliopsida, Brassicales, Cleomaceae.
UCAUACAUGCCGUCUAUAAACACACAGACAGACAUAUAUAAUAUCUAUAUAUAGCUCAUACAUAUGCACUUCAAGCUUCAAUCUCUCUCUCUUCCAUUUUCCGGCGAUGGGCUCUCCGGUGGAAUUCAAGGAGCUCCGGUUACCGGCGUGUGUUCUCUACGCGCUUCACGUCGCAGCUUUCUUCAGAGACCUAAUCGCUACUCUCUGUCAGUACAUCGGCUUACCCGACGAGACCCGGCAACCCGAUCCGCCCCGACAAUCUUCCGCAGCAGACGAUGGCGCGUGGCGUGACGUGCCGCCGUCGAGUCUCGUGGAUAAGAUCGUACCGAUGGUACGGUUCUCGGAUCUCCAACCCGACCCGGAAGACUGCUGCACGGUGUGUCUGAUGGAGUUUGGAUCUGACGACGAGAUCCGGCGGCUCAGGAACUGCCGCCACGUGUUCCACCGGGGUUGUCUGGACCGUUGGAUGGUGAGCCACCACAAGAUGACGUGUCCGGUUUGUCGGGACCGGUUCGUACCGGAUGAGAUGAUGGAAGAUUUCACGCAUUGGGUCUCCGGUUCCGGUCCGGUUGUGUACGGACUCUACCGGUGGUGGUUUUGAUUUUAACUUUGCUCCAAUCCAACACAAUGUUACUUGUAAUGUAAAAAUGUUAGAAGUUAUAAUUAGUGUUAAUUAUUUUUGUUGUUUUUAUUUUGUAAAAUAUAUGGUUGAUUUGUCAACCAAGCAAUGUUCUAUAUGUAACAGUUUCAAACUAAAUGAUUUUAGAAAAGAA